CUUACAGCAGUUGAAUUAUAACUCAUUCUUAUUUCUCUAUCUAGUUUAAGGUCAAAAGAAGAUUUACGCCUCAGCAUUCCCAUUUCAGAAACAACAUGACGGAAAAAUGCCCAUUGCCUUUGCUUCGGAAAGGUAAAAGAGUCGUAUUAAAAUGGGUUAUACACCAUUUCUUUCCGCAAUCAUUUGGCAAUUUAAAUUACAAUUAUUUUGAAAGUUGUCCAUUCCCAGUAGAAGAGAUGGUAUUCAAAAUGUGCCUCAUUCCAUGGUAUGAAGAAUGUCCUGGGAAAGUUGCCUGUCUUUUGAUAAGGGACAACAUUGCUCCACGAUUUGUCCAUUACCUCGUUGAUUCUGAAGUGACGAUUGAUAAUAAAAUUUGGAGGCAACCUGAAACUGAAUACCGUUUCGACAUUCAGGAGCCCAAAUAUGUGCCUUUGAUGCAUUUGUCUGAUUUGAAAGAUCAAAGUAAGUUUCCCUUUAUGUGUCCAAUGACCUUGCAGUUUGGUUUAAGAAGAUGUUUCUUUAAAACACCUUCAACGAGAUAUCUAUCAGCGAUAACUGAGCUUCGUGUUAUUAAUCAGUCAUGCAUUGUCAGUGUUAAAAAGUUCUAUCCUUCUCGAAUGAAAGAUGAAUCGUCAGAAAGACAAAUAUCAAGAAAUAUUGAUGAUGUUGUUAUUAGUGUUGGAAAUGAAAUUCUUCAAAGGUAUCCUGUGGAAAAAAGUGAAAUUAUAAAUAUGACCAUUGGAUACUGCAGUAAUACAAAUUGCGUCGGGAUAGUAUUUAGAGCGGAAGAAGAUUCUCUUUACUUAAGAUGUGAAAUUCUAUUGCUAGACGCUCGCAGGAAUACUAUUAUUGCAUCGUUAACAAGAGAAAAAGUACUUUUUAGAUACGCAGGGUGGCUUGUUCCUUUCUAUGUCCCUGAAGAGUUCUUACAUAAAGUCCGAAAUUCUAAAUUAUUUUUUGAAGCCAUUGAUAUUCAUGUAAGUAUUUCAUACCAUAGAAGAGAAUUUAGGCCAGAUAUUCAAUCAGAAAUCGGUUCGCAUUAUUACGGAGAGAAAUAUUUUAAUCUGAAAGCUGAUUUAGAGAAUUUUUAUAAUCAUGAAACAAGGACUACAGAUUUUUGCAUAAAAGCAGAAAAAAAGAUAUUUCAAGUACAUAGGUGCAUAUUAGCUGCAAGAUCGCCAGUUAUGAAAUCUAUGCUAGAGAAUGAUAUGAUUGAAAAGCGAACUGGAUCUGUUAAAAUAGAAGAUAUAAAUUCUGAAGUAAUAAGCCUCCUUUUGUAUUACAUAUAUUCUUCAGAAUUAAAGAAAAACAUAAAAUAUCAACUUAUUCCUUCACUCUAUGCAGCUGCUGACAAAUACGAUAUCCCUGGUCUACGAAAUUAUUGCCGCCAAGAAUUGAUGAAGAAAGUUUCGAUCUCUAACUUUGAUGAUUUGUUGAUUCUGUCUCACUUGCAUAGAGAUAAUGAACUGAAACAAUUCAUUAUAUCAUUUUUAAGUACUCAAUAUCUUAAUUUGAAGACAUUUUCACAUUUGGACAACAUUAUAAUGUUUGACAGACGAUUAAUUAAGGAAGAUAUAGAAUUCUUAAGACGGAUUAAAGAAACAUGCAUACGCUGAAGAAAAACUUUAACAAAAAUGUUGUGGAAUCUUUUAUUCUGUGCUUAAAACAGUAUAAUAUUGCUUGUUUAAG
Argiope bruennichi is the source of this 1689-nucleotide messenger RNA. RefSeq names its product protein roadkill-like. The transcript is spliced from 2 exons. Gene Ontology annotation, molecular function: ubiquitin protein ligase binding. Lineage: Eukaryota; Metazoa; Arthropoda; Arachnida; Araneae; Araneidae. Gene Ontology annotation, cellular component: cytoplasm; nucleus. Gene Ontology annotation, biological process: regulation of proteolysis; proteasome-mediated ubiquitin-dependent protein catabolic process. Bases 96 to 1616 code for a protein of 506 amino acids. The record is from RefSeq and is a predicted model, not a curated record.